Moneuplotes crassus is the source of this 1010-nucleotide messenger RNA. NCBI's taxonomy places the organism in Eukaryota, Ciliophora, Spirotrichea, Euplotida, Euplotidae. The record is from the annotation of a GenBank genome assembly.
AUGAUUGGAAAAUUUCAUAAACCACCAAGAACACCAAGCUCAACAUUAAAUAAGAGUAAUAAAAAGCAUAGAAAAACUUCUACAUAUAAUAAGAAUGCUCUAUCGAAAGUUAUAAAGGGUAAUCUGAAAGAUCAUCAGUCAUUACCAAUUAACAAAUCGAAAACAAAAUACAGCUCCCUUCCUCGAUUACAUAAGAAAAAUAAGAAAGAGAAUAAUUCAAGUAGUCAUACAAUUAUGGAAGAAGACGAUCACCUAGUUACACCUUCAUUAAUAAACAAGUCUUCAGGGUCUAAGAGAGUGUCCUCGAAUCAUCCAAAUCCAGUGUUGACACUAGAAAUGGCUUUGGCUAAUUUUACGAAUAAUAUCUCAGCAUUCUCAAAUGAUCCUUCAGGAAGAGUGAAGAAGCUUAAGGUAAAGAACAUGAAAAAGCUGAACAAAGUUCAGAUUCAACUUCCACCAGCUCUAAACCUACCAAAGAUAGAUAAGGUUUCGACCCCAUCAGAGAUGUCUUUCAAGAGCGAUUAUGAGGGCCUUGACACAGACAGAGAGAUAAGAAAAAUCCUGCUAAAGCAAGCCAAGGUUGUGAACAACAAGACUAUCGUUCGAGAGACCAAAUCUUCCUUGAUCAGGAAAAGAAUGGCUAAAGAGAAUAAAAUGAAGGACUUUGAGCACCAUCAUGAUGUAGGCAUUCGGUAUAGGCAUAAGCUUAACUCCAAGAUUCUGGUUCUUAAUAAGCAGUGCAAUGAUGCCAUGAGAAGUACCUCGAAGUUACAGAAAAUUGUCGGCAAAAUCGAAGAAGUUGUAAAUAGCCUAGACCAACUUAUUAAGAAAUCAGAAAAGGAAAGAAAGCAAAAGAUUACGCUUAAAGAAGGCAUACUCAUUCAACUACAGCAGAGGAAGAUUAAAAAUCGGAGAAAUCUUUCUAAAGUUUCUGAACAAUUAAGGAUGAUGAGCUCGACCGAUUUGAACAAAUAUUAGCAGAAAUUAUCGAAUAUUAAAAGCUCAAAUUU